AUGUCUUACCGUCGCCUCCCACCUCCGACAGCUAGCCACCGUAACUCCUCUUCUCCUCUUUCUCGUCUCCUCCCCUUCCCUCCGGUGUUGACGCCGCCGAGGAGUGUGGUCGCAUCUAGCGGUUAUCGCUGCUGCCUCCGGCGACCACCAUCGCAGCCGCCUCCGGCAGCUACAGCCACCGCCGCCUCCCACGGCUACUGCAGUGGCCUCCGGCGGUCACCACCUUGCCGCCUUUGGCGGCCAUCUCUGCCGUCAUCUCCAGGGACAACCACAGCCACCUCCAGCGGUCGUCCUCGCCGCCUCCAGCCGCCUUCACCGCCGACGCCGCCUCCAGCCGCCUUCACCGCCGACGCCGCCUUCACCGUCGACGUCGCCUCCAGCAUCCACCAGCGCUUCACACCGCUGCUACCUCCAUCACCGGCCGACCUAUGA
Messenger RNA from Zingiber officinale, 432 nucleotides. Its product is annotated as verprolin-like. The transcript has a single exon. Lineage: Eukaryota; Viridiplantae; Streptophyta; Magnoliopsida; Zingiberales; Zingiberaceae. The record is from RefSeq and is a predicted model, not a curated record. Bases 1 to 432 code for a protein of 143 amino acids.